ACAAGAAAUAAGGGGAAGGGGGCAAAGAGAAAGCAAACAGUAGCUUGAAUUAGCAGGAGCAAGGAAAGGGAAGCAGAAACCAUUUGCAUCUGUAUCCUGCCUUUCGGCCCUCCUCAGAGGCAUGGAGGAACCAGACUAGAAAGCACAGCAGGUAUGUAAGGUAGUGGGGCGAGGACACCGAAGGCAGAGUCGAAGGGAAGUAACUUCUCCCGGGGGCUGCAACGUGCAUUUCCAAUUGCUGCCGGCCGGGGAGAAGGCAGCCAACGACCCACAACAGGACAACUACUAACUCCGUCCGUCCCUUUAGUGGGGCCGCUGAGCCUGACGCAGCAGGCGGGCGAAUGCUUGGAGGGCGGCCGGCCCAAGCCUCCUCCUCCUCCUCCUCCCCCGGUGGUUCCCCUUCCCCUUGGGGGGAAGGAGGAGGGGGCGGAGGAGGAGGAGGAGCAGGGGGGCGAGAGAGGCAGAGCUUCUGUCACGUGACGCCCAGGGCGCCUCUCAGGAAAACGGCCUCUCAAGAUGGCGGCGGCCGGCCCUCCUGCCGCUCGAUCCUCUACGGCUCCCCGGGUGGGGGCCUGCGGCGGCAAGUGAGGUUCUCCGAGGACGUGCUGGAGCACUCCGGGGAAGGGAGCGCCCCGCGGCGGUACAUGGCAGCUACGCCGGUAAGACAGCAGAGGCGGCGAGGCAGGACGAGUGACCCGGAGGAGGAAGCGGAGGAGGAGGCGGCGGCGGCAGCAGCAGCGAAAGAAGUGGGGCUGAAUGAGGAAGCCCCUCGCCCGUCGCCUUACAGGCUGCGCUCUGCCCAGCGAGGUCCCCCAACGCCCUACUCCAGGAUGACGGAGAGCGCAGCAGAGGAGCGGCCGGGGUACUACUCGGGCGGCUCUACGGAAGAUUUAGAAGAUGACCGGUCUCCAACCUACUCCAGCAGCAAAACAAUCAAACACUCAAAUGGCAGAACAGGGCAUACGAACAACUUUGGAAUUCCGGAUGACUCCAAGCUUUUGCGACCAAGUAUUAAAAUGUCCAAGACAGCAUAUUCUUAUGACCAAGCCAGAGACUCUACAUGGGAUAAAUCAGGGGAAGCCCCUGAAGAAGAGGAGAGUGAGAGCAAACUUGAAAGUAGACAUAUGGCUUAUUUUCAGACAACUAACAGUUUCCAUUCAAAGACAGAUUCACAAUCUUCUGUUAAGACGCAGCAAAAUUUUGACCAGAAGACACCCUUAAGGAACAGAAAACAUGGAACAGAAUACUACAUGGAAGAGAAUACUUAUGAAACUAAGCCUGGCAUCCAAGCCCAUAUCCCAAAUCAGCAUCCACAGGUUCUUCCUAAAAAACCUAGUCAGCAGUCUGGUGGGGGCCGCUUGAUUCUGUGGCUUCUUGUAUUUGCAGUAGCUUGCAUUGCUGCUGGUGUUGGAUGGUAUAUGCUUCAGUAUCAACAAUUCCCAAAGUAUGAGAUGGUGAAUAAAGCCCUGCACACACUUCGGAACCAGAUGAGAGAGCUCAAAAAUAGCUACCCAGGUCAGGACAAAAGGCUGUGGAAUAGAAUCCAAACUAUCUUUGAGAAACGACUCAACUCCUCUCAACCCCAUUUGGAGCCUGCCAUUUUAUUGCUCACUGCUGCAAAAGAAGCUGAAGAUGCCCUAAAGUGUCUAAGCAAUGAGAUUGCUGAUGCCUUCGCAUCCUCUCAGAGCACUGCCACAAUCAGAAUUGAUGGAGCUGGCAAAGCCAGUCUAGACAGCGAUGUUGCCAAGCUCGCUGUUGAUGACGAACUGAGUUCUGGAUUCAGGGGAGGCAAGAAGGCAGCAGUAAUACAUCGGUUUGACAUGCUGCCUGCAGGUUCCACCUUGAUUUUUUAUAAGUAUUGUGACCAUGAAAACGCAGCAUUUAAGGAUGUGGCUGUACUCUUAACUGUUCUCCUGGAUGAGGAAUCAUUGGAAAAGAGCCUCGGCCUGUUGGAAGUUGAGGAGAAAGUGAGGGAUUUUCUGUGGUCUAAGUUUACCAACUCAAACACACCAAAAUCCUAUAACCACAUGGACAGAGACAAACUGAGUGGGCUGUGGAGCCGCAUAUCCCAUCUGGUCUUGCCUGUAUGGCCUGAAAACACCCUCCCUCGAGAGAACUGCUUGCAGAUUAACUAUCAUCAGUAAUUCAAAAGUGACAUCAUGCCCAAGAGAAACAGAGGAUCUUUCUCAGGUUGAAACAUAUUAUGUAUGGUAACUAUUCAAUAAAAUGCAUGAUGUUUGAAGUUGAAAUCCUAUAAAUUUAAAAUGUGUUUAUUUUUGCAAGCAUAUUAAUAAAUUAUAUAUUAUGUAUAA
Hemicordylus capensis (graceful crag lizard) is the source of this 2312-nucleotide messenger RNA. Its product is annotated as torsin-1A-interacting protein 1-like. The transcript is spliced from 9 exons. The record is from RefSeq and is a predicted model, not a curated record. Gene Ontology annotation, cellular component: nuclear membrane. Gene Ontology annotation, biological process: nuclear membrane organization. NCBI's taxonomy places the organism in Eukaryota, Metazoa, Chordata, Lepidosauria, Squamata, Cordylidae. Gene Ontology annotation, molecular function: ATPase activator activity. Bases 342 to 2144 code for a protein of 600 amino acids.